AUUUUAGGUUGCUUGUAAAAGUCGCCGGCUUGUCUCUCUAUCUUUCCAAGUUUGAUUCCAGCGGCCUUGCGAUCUCUCUCUCUCUUUAUCUCUCGUGUUAAAGGCUCCAAAUGGCUGGAGAAAAGAAUCCCAAAGCCAGCGGUGGUGGAAGAAAGAAGAAGGAAGUGAAGAAAGAGACUGGGUUAGGUCUCACUUACAAAAAAGAUGAAAAUUUUGGGGAGUGGUAUUCUGAGGUUGUUGUCAGUGGUGAACUUAUUGAGUAUUAUGACAUUUCUGGAUGUUACAUCUUGAGGCCAUGGACUAUGUCUAUUUGGGAGAUAAUGCAAGCCUUUUUUGAUGCAGAAAUUAAGAAGUUGAAGGUGAAGAACUGUUAUUUUCCUCUGUUUGUCUCUCCUGGUGUACUACAAAAGGAGAAGGAUCACAUUGAAGGUUUUGCUCCUGAGGUUGCUUGGGUAACAAAGUCAGGGCAGUCUGAAUUGGAAGUUCCUAUUGCUAUUCGUCCUACAAGUGAAACUGUCAUGUAUCCUUACUAUUCCAAAUGGAUAAGAGGCCACAGGGAUUUACCAUUGAAACUCAACCAGUGGUGCAAUGUUGUUCGAUGGGAGUUCAGCAAUCCCACUCCUUUUAUCAGGAGCCGAGAGUUUCUGUGGCAAGAGGGGCAUACAGCAUUUGCAACAAAGGAGGAGGCAGAUACAGAGGUUCUUGAUAUACUUGAACUAUACAGACGUAUUUACGAGGAGUUCUUGGCCAUUCCUGUUAUAAAGGGCAAGAAAAGUGAACAUGAGAAAUUUGCUGGUGGACUUUAUACAACCAGUGUUGAGGCUUUCGUCCCACACACUGGCCGUGGUGUCCAAGGAGCAACUUCACACUGUCUGGGCCAAAAUUUUGCAAAAAUGUUUGAGAUAAACUUUGAAAAUGAUAAGGGAGAGAAGGCUAUGGCCUGGCAAAAUUCAUGGGCCUACAGUACUCGAACGAUAGGAGUUAUGGUGAUGGUUCAUGGGGAUGACAAGGGUUUGGUUUUGCCUCCAAAAGUAGCAGCAAUUCAAGUUAUUGUGAUUCCUGUGCCUUACAAGGAUGCUGAUACUCAAGGAAUCUAUGAUGCUUGUGAAUCCACCCUGAAAUCCUUGACUGAAGCAGGUUUUCGUGUUGAAACAGACUUCCGAGAUAACUAUUCUCCCGGUUGGAAGUAUUCACAUUGGGAAAUGAAAGGUGUUCCUCUCAGAAUCGAAAUAGGACCAAAAGAUCUUGCUAAUCAACAGGUGCGUGUAGUUCGCCGUGACAAUGCUGCAAAAAUUGAUAUUCCAAUGAGCUCUUUGGUUGAACAAGUUGGAGAAAUAUUGGCUAAUGUCCAUACUAGCCUAUUUGAUGCUGCAAAACAGAAGCGAGACACAUGCAUUGAGACAAUAAAAACUUGGGAUGAAUUUAUUGAAGCAUUGGGCAAGAAGAAAAUGAUAUUGGCUCCUUGGUGUGAUGAAGAGGAGGUGGAAAAGGAUGUAAAAGCUAGGACAAAGGGAGAGAUGGGAGCCGCAAAGUCUCUUUGUUCUCCAUUUGAGCAGCCUGAACUAGAAGAAGGUACUGUGUGUUUCGCAUCGGGUAAGCCAGCAAAGAAGUGGACAUAUUGGGGAAGGAGUUACUAGUUGUCCUCAAGAAUUGAAAUUUUGUGUCAAAUGGACAACAGACAUUACAUGAAGUUGCAUCUUUAUUUGUUAUUUUUGUUUACAUACAGGAACUGUUGUGUGGUAAUUCUCAAAUUGUUCGAGUCCAACAAUGUAAACCAUACUGCUUUCUUUUCUGCUUUUUUAAGACAAUUUCAGUUUUUAAGUCUGAA
Messenger RNA from Impatiens glandulifera, 1828 nucleotides. Its product is annotated as proline--tRNA ligase, cytoplasmic. The transcript is spliced from 13 exons. Gene Ontology annotation, molecular function: ATP binding; proline-tRNA ligase activity. Gene Ontology annotation, biological process: prolyl-tRNA aminoacylation. NCBI's taxonomy places the organism in Eukaryota, Viridiplantae, Streptophyta, Magnoliopsida, Ericales, Balsaminaceae. Gene Ontology annotation, cellular component: aminoacyl-tRNA synthetase multienzyme complex; cytoplasm. The record is from RefSeq and is a predicted model, not a curated record. The coding region runs from base 111 to 1637 and encodes 508 amino acids.